Plodia interpunctella (Indianmeal moth) is the source of this 956-nucleotide messenger RNA. RefSeq names its product collagenase-like. Lineage: Eukaryota; Metazoa; Arthropoda; Insecta; Lepidoptera; Pyralidae. Bases 24 to 887 code for a protein of 287 amino acids. Gene Ontology annotation, molecular function: serine-type endopeptidase activity. The record is from RefSeq and is a predicted model, not a curated record. Gene Ontology annotation, biological process: proteolysis. The transcript is spliced from 6 exons.
CCGCUCAAUCCUCAGCACUCACCAUGAAGCUCCUCGUUGUGGUUGUCGCGCUGUUCGCAGCAGUCCUUGCUGAAGAGAACCUGUUGUUCUACAAGGACUACCAUGAGGACAUCGGUAUUCCUCUAGCUGCUAAGAUCAAGGCUCGUGAGGAAGCUGCCGAUUUUGACGGGUCAAGGAUCACUGGAGGCAAUGCCGCUGCGCUCGGAGCACAUCCUCAUGUGGGCGGUCUGAUCAUCUCGUUGGUGAGCGGCGCCACCUCGGUGUGCGGGUCCUCGCUCAUCUCCAACACGCGCGCCGUCACCGCCGCCCACUGCUGGCGGACCAUCCUGCACCAGGCCCGCCAGUUCGAGGUGGUUCUGGGCUCCCUGACGCUGUUCACGGGCGGCACACGCGUCACCACGACCAGCGUCGAGGUCCACGGCAGCUACCUGUCCGUGCCCUUGAUGAACGACAUCGCCAUCAUCAACCUCAGCUGGGUCACCUACACCAACGCCAUCCAGCCCGUCGCGCUGCCCAUCGGCGAGGCCAACAACAACUUCGUCGGCGCGUGGGCCUGGGCUGCCGGCUUUGGAGCCACCGCUGACAAUGUUGGCAUCAGCAAUAACCAGUUCCUGAGCGAAGUCUCCCUGCAAGUGAUCACCAACGCUGUCUGCCAGCAGACGUACGGUGCUCUCACCGUGACCGCCAGCGUGAUCUGUGUGGCCACCACCAACGGCAGAAGCACUUGUGGAGGAGACUCUGGUGGUCCUCUGUGGGUCUGGAACGGUAACCAGCGCACCUUGAUCGGUAUCACCUCAUUUGGCCACCGUGACGGCUGCCAACGCAACUACCCUGCAGGCUUCGCGCGCGUCACCUCCCACCUCGCCUGGAUCCAGGCCAGGUUGUAAACAUAUGACUACAUCAUCGACAUUAACGACUAAACGACUGCUAUAUAUUAAAGAUCUUUUAAAUAAUAA